Molecule: messenger RNA, 640 nt
Organism: Priapulus caudatus
Lineage: Eukaryota; Metazoa; Priapulida; Priapulimorpha; Priapulimorphida; Priapulidae
Exons: 3
Coding region: 180-611 (143 amino acids)
Source: RefSeq, a predicted model, not a curated record
AACACACACACACACACACACACACACGCAGAGAGAGAGAGAAAGAUAGAGAAGCACAAGGCUAAACACAUACGGAUACGCACACCUAGAGACAUAGCAACGGAUAGCCCAAAUUAGAAAUCAUACAUGUGAAUGCACUGUGAUGCGUGCAAUUCUCUGGAAAUAAGAAGUGAGUCAAGAUGAAAGAUAUAUCGGUGGCUUUUUGGCUGAUGACGAGUGUGCUAGGAACGACAGCAACACUAAACGCUGGCAGAACGAAGAAUUUCCAAAUAGGCGACGCCAUAUACGAUCUUAAGUACGAAGGAUGUUAUUCGCAAGACGACUGGGCGUCCGGCAGCUCGAUAGGAAGCAAGGACGCGGACACGGUAGAGGAGUGCGCUGAGGCUUGUUCGUCGCAAUCUCGGCCCUACGCCGUCGUGCGCAACGUCGCGACUGACCCCUGCCGAUGUCGAAGCACCUUACCACCAAGCAGCCGAAGGAUCGUCGCUGAUUAUUGCGAAAGAACGUGUGGCGUCCAGAGAUUGAAGUGUGGCAGUUCAUACUAUAGAUGGACGAGGGCGUCGGUGUACGACGUCCGAGAGUUAAUGCGUGCGUAUGCAUCUCACCUUUAACGCAUCUCACGUAAAACGCAUGUUUGAAA